GAGCUGCCCCGCGCCCCGUCCCCGCCGCUCCGCGCCGCCGAAGAGGGACCUCCGCGCCGCUCCGGCAUCGCUGCCUGCGGCGCCCUCCCCGCCGCGGGAAGCAGAGGAAUAACCAACCAUGACUACAGAAUCAGGAUCGGACUCCGAGUCCAAGGAUAAAGAGCAGGAUCAGCAGGAGAGCCCUGCGCAGCAAGGGGCAGCAGAGACCCAGCCGCAGGACCAGCAGCAGCAGGAACAGCAGCCAAGUGAAGAACCUCAAAACGCACUCGAGCAGUUCUCAGCUGUGGCAGCACACAGCACACCAGUGAAAAAGGAGCAGGUCACAGCGAAAGAACAGGAGUUUGCAGCUACAAGUGCGAAACAGUUGGAAUAUCAGCAGCUAGAGGAAGACAAGCUUUCUCAAAAAUCUUCAUCUAGCAAACUCUCCAAGUCUCCUCUAAAGAUUGUCAAGAAACCGAAAAAUAUGCAAUGCAAAGUGACACUCCUGGAUGGAUCGGAAUAUGCAUGUGAAGUAGAGAAACGUUCCAGAGGUCAAGUGCUAUUCGACAAAGUGUGUGAGCAUCUGAACCUUUUGGAAAAAGACUACUUUGGACUAACAUACAGAGACACAGAAAACCAAAAGAAUUGGUUGGACCCUGCCAAGGAAAUCAAGAAGCAGAUCCGAAGUGGUGCUUGGCAGUUUGCAUUUAAUGUGAAAUUCUACCCUCCGGAUCCUGCCCAGCUAUCUGAAGAUAUUACCAGGUACUACCUCUGCUUGCAGCUGAGAGAUGACAUUGUGUCGGGUCGGCUGCCCUGCUCAUUCGUCACACUGGCCCUGCUGGGCUCUUACACUGUGCAGUCGGAGCUCGGUGACUACGACCCGGAUGAAUACGGCAGCGACUACAUCAGCGAAUUUCGCUUUGCCCCGAAUCACACUAAAGAGCUGGAGGACAAAGUGAUUGAGCUGCACAAGAGCCACAGGGGAAUGACACCUGCAGAAGCUGAGAUGCAUUUCCUGGAGAAUGCCAAAAAACUAUCAAUGUAUGGAGUAGAUCUCCAUCAUGCCAAGGAUUCCGAAGGAGUGGAAAUCAUGCUAGGAGUCUGUGCAAGUGGACUUUUAAUAUAUCGAGACAGACUCAGAAUAAAUAGAUUUGCCUGGCCAAAGGUUCUGAAAAUUUCCUACAAGAGGAACAACUUCUACAUAAAAAUCCGACCAGGGGAGUUUGAGCAGUUUGAAAGCACUAUUGGGUUUAAGUUGCCAAAUCAUCGUGCUGCAAAGCGCUUAUGGAAAGUGUGUGUUGAACACCAUACAUUUUUCAGGCUCCUGCUGCCUGAAGCGCCUCCAAAGAAGUUCCUUACGCUGGGCUCCAAGUUUCGCUACAGCGGUCGGACGCAGGCCCAGACGAGAAGAGCCAGUGCCCUCAUAGACCGUCCUGCACCUUACUUUGAGCGGUCUUCUAGUAAACGUUACACCAUGUCUCGCAGCCUAGAUGGUGCAUCAGUGAAUGAAAACCAUGAAAUGUACAUGAAGGAUUCUGUGUCUGCUGCAGAGGUUGGUACUGGCCAGUACGCCACAACAAAGGGCAUCUCUCAGACCAACUUGAUAACCACUGUGACUCCAGAGAAAAAGACAGAAGAGGAGAAAGAUGAUGAAGAGGGCAAAAAGAAGAGAGCAGAGGAAGUCACCCCAAUUUCAGCAAUACGUCAUGACACCAAGACAUCUGUGCUUGGCACUGACUCCCACCACCCCUCGCCAUCCUCUCAACCUGGCCCCCAUGUAUCUUCAGCAAAGCUUCGCAGGAGAUGCAAGGAGAGAGCUCGGACAAAGUCCUUAGGCUGUGAGGCGCCCAAAGAGAGCGCUCCAGAACACAGCGAGUCGGAGCCAGACUCUGACAGAAAGGGGCGAGUUUGCUCCGCCGAGCAAGACAUGGCUUUCGGCUACAAGCAAAAAGCUGGCAAGGGCAGAACGCUGUUUUCCUUCUCCUUGCAACUUCCAGAGUCAUUUCCUUCCCUUCUGGAUGAUGAUGGCUACCUGUCACUCCCUAACCUCUCCGAAACCAACUUCCUGCCUGCCAGCGUGCAGCAUUACCUCCCCAUCCGCUCCCCCUCCCUCGUGCCUUGUUUCCUCUUCAUUUUUUUCUUUCUGCUCUCUGCCUCUUUCUCAGUGCCAUACGCCCUCACUCUCUCCUUUCCUCUGGCUAUGUGCCUCUGCUACCUGGAGCCCAAGGCGGCCUCCUUGAGUGCCUCACUUGCCAAUGACCUGAGUGACAGUUCAGAGGAAGAGACUGACAGUGAGCAGACGGAUACUGCGGCUGAUGGUGAGACCACUGCCACUGAGUCGGAUCAAGAGGAGGACGGAGAUCUAAAGGCACAGAAUAGUCUGAUUAAGCGAAUACAGGGUGAAAAUGUGUAUGUCAAACAUAGUAAUCUUAUGUUAGAGGACCUAGACAAAACCCAGGAAGAUCUGAUGAAACAUCAGACCAAUAUAAGCGAGUUGAAACGCACCUUCUUGGAAACCUCCACAGAAACGACUGUGUCUAAUGAGUGGGAGAAGAGGCUUUCCACAUCUCCCGUUCGGCUUGCAGCAAGGCAGGAGGAUGCUCCUAUGAUUGAACCACUAGUGCCUGAAGAGACCAAAGAAGAAAGAGAAAAAUCAGAAAAACUCAUAUUUUUGCAGAAGGGAGGUACUACAUUCCUUGAAAUGCAGCCAAGUGUGAUAGAGAAGAAGCUGCAGGAAGGAGAAUCUGCUGGCACUUUGGUUACUUCUCAUCAAAUCAUUAUCCAGAAAAGUAUCCCAUCAUCCCUAGAGACUAAACAGUCCACCAGUGAAAAAACCUUGGAUGGUUCAGAUAUCUUCACUCUAAUAGAGUCUGCCAGAAAACCGACUGAGUUCAUAGGAGGGGUUACUUCAACUUCCCAUAGCUGGGCUCAGAGAAUAGACACAACGACAUCUCAGGAGAUAACUUCCAGUGACAUGAAGCAAGCAGUUCAACCACAUCAGGAUACAGUGAAGAAGGUUGUACAGGAGACUGUAGUUGUCAAGGAGAGACAUGGGAUGGAGGUGCAUGCAGGCGGGGAUCCUGCUAAAGUGGUUGGACUUGCGCUGGAUGCCCAGGCUGAGGCAGCAUCCGCAGUGGCUGCUGGCGUGAAAGGGAAGGAGGGCUCUUCUGGGACUGAGGGGGCGAAGGAGGAAAAAAGGGAGGAGGCUGAGAAAGCCCUAACCAAACAGGAAGGAGUCACUGCCACUGCUUCAUGUGAGCAAGCAGAGGAGCACAGAACAACAGUCCAACUUUCAGAGUCUUUGGAAAGAAAAUCUCAUUUUGAGUCACCAGUUGUGAAGACUGAGACUAUCAGUUUCAGCAGUGUUCCUGGUGGGGAAAACCUUGAAAUUUCAACAAAAGAAGUGCCAGUAGUCCAUACAGAAACAAAAACCAUUACUUAUGAGUCUUCUCAGGUGGAUUCCGGUGCUGACUCCGAACCAGGUGUAUUGAUGAGUGCACAGACUAUCACAUCUGAAACCACCAGCACUACAACUACUACACAUAUCACCAAAACUGUGAAAGGAGGCAUCUCAGAGACAAGAAUUGAAAAAAGAAUAGUCAUCACAGGAGAUGCAGAUAUUGAUCAUGAUCAGGCGCUGGCUCAGGCAAUUAAAGAAGCCAAAGAGCAGCACCCUGACAUGUCAGUGACCAAAGUAGUGGUACAUAAAGAGACAGAAAUCACACCAGAAGAUGGGGAGGAUUGACCAGAGGAAUAACCUAGAUUGCAUAUGAAUCCAGACAUGCAUACCAGUAGGAAUACGAGAGCCUAUACGGAGUCUCAGUUCCAACAUGACUGACUUGUAUCUGUCUAUGGAAAAUUUCAGUACAGAAGAAUUGAUCUUGACCGUUAAUAAAGAAACUGGCAGAGAUACCUUCCCAUAGAAAGCAAUCUGAAUCAGCAGCAGUUAAACAGUAUUGCAUGAAGCAACAAUAAAAUUACAGAAAAGCAGCAUUUUUAAUUUUCUUAAAAUGUCUAAGUUUUCAGCUAUACCUGCACGUUCAUAAACAAUAUAAACAGUGAUCUCAUGUAACACAUAAACAGUUCAUGCCUUUCACAGUUUCUGAAAGUCUAAACAAAUUAAAAUUUGUUAGGUGGCAAGCCUUUUGUUUAUGGAUAUUGUAAAUGAAGAUUACCCCCAAAAUGCUAGAAGCUGUAUAGGUACUGUGUAUAAUGUUUUACCACACAUUAGAUGUGCCAAUAACACAGUUUAUUUGGUAAACAACUUGAAUCUUAUAUUUGUUUCAUCUGGUUUUAUUACUGCCCGAUAAACAAUGAUGAAUCUCUACUCUUAUCAAAACAUUUAAAUGCUUACAAAGUGUGCUUUGUAUACCUGAAUGAAUACCCUAUGAGGUAGUAAUGAUUUUAGUAUAUUAACUUUACCGAUUUUUGUCAGCAUUGUUCAGAGUCAGCUUCCAGUCACCCUUCACAGAUCCUAACCUUGUAAAUUGUAUGUAGUUAUUUUGGAGAAAAAAAAAAAGAAUAUCUGUAUUUUACUUAGUUUGCAGCUUUAGAAAAUUAUUAAUCUGAAAUAACCGUGAUGGUUUUCUAUUGAUUUCCCUUUUGUUCUCAGAGGAAAAAGAAAAUCUGUUUGAGAAUCUGGUCAGCAUUUACUAUCUAGUUCAGAGUCAAGCCUUAACCUGUACAGAACAUCCACCAAAAACUCAUUAGUGUCCAGCUCUAAUACCCACAGAAGGGAUAGCGUCCAUUACACUGUCAGCUGCAUCACAACACAUGGUGAAUGUAUGUUUCUGCAUAGUGAAAUAAAAGUGGUAAAUGCAUCCAAAAUCGUAUUGUUCUGUGUCUAAAAGCACCUAGAGGUUUUUAAUAUUCAAAACAUCAAAAUGUUACAUUUGUAGGACACCACAGGUUUUACUCGUGUGCACAGUAGAUGUGUUUUGUCUUCAGCGGCUGACGCUGCACUGUGCAGACAGUGGGAGUUAGCAAAGCAUCCGAAGGGAUGACGGUGUUCACCUUUGUGCAUAUGAUGUUAGCAAAGGAAAAGGACUGUUUGGUUCCUUCUGUUUUCUCUGGUUGUGUAAACAUUUCACUGAAGCUAAAUGAAGGAUUUUGUCAUUGCUUAGAAAGUAAAGGACAGUAGGGCUUGAUCCAGAUCCACUCUCUUUUAGUACAUUUGUUCUGAAAUAUGGAUAAAAUUCUCUUUAAAUCAGUACUUACUUACGGUUCUCUUUCUGCUCCUUUGCCACAUCUCAUUGACACUCCCCUGGUAGUUUAAGAGAUAUAUGUAACAAUUAAUUCACCCUUCAAUCUGUAUUUCUUUGCAGUAUUGAAAGAAAAUGGGUACAAGCAGACUUUUCAGGACAUAAAGGGCCAAAUUUGCCCUUCGUUGUUUACACAGGGCUCCCUCCCAUUGAAGUCAAUGGAUUUGGCUUCAUUGGAGAGCAGGAUUUGACCCAGUGACUUGUUAAUAAAUGUUUAUUUUCAUAAUUUAGAAAAAAAAAUAGUAUAUAUAGAGAGAAUAACCUGUAGAUAAUAAUUAAAAGUAAUAUCCUGAGGCUUUUAAAGCUUUACCCUUAGUCUCUAAAACAUCUUCCUUCCACCAGCCAUUCUUCAUGCCUUUAAAUCCAGAGUGCUAAUGAUGUAACACACACCCCCCCCCCCAAACUCCCAUCAUUGCUCACUUUUCACCUGCUAACCGCCGGUUCGUUGUGAAUUUUGAUGGCCCUCUCCUAGUCCAAGAGCAUCUCUGUUCUCAUCCCUCUGGGUGACAGUAGGCUCAGCUCUCUGGUGCUGCUGGCAGCCAGGGGUGGAGGAGGUCCUCACCUUGUCUCGGCAGACAGCAUGCCAGGUCCUCCCUACUGCAUCGGGAGUUUAAAAAUAGACUCUGAAGCCAUAUCGAUCCUCCCUCAGGUGCCCCUCAUGUUGUCAGCUAAGGAACAGCAUUGUAUUACCUCAGAGAGACACGAGGCGAUCACACAGCCUUCUCUCCAGAGUUAGCAUUAUAUUUUAGCAUGGCUUGAGGAGAUUGUACUCUGGUGAUCCUGCACAGUAUGUAUGCUGUCUAAAGAUAUUGUGUCAUAAGAAGUUAGUCUCCUUGGAAAGGACGCUCACCGCUAAGACACAGCCUAAGCACAUACAAACUAUGAGGAGAUGAGAGUGGACAGGCAAGGACAUCUCAGUGCCACUGUUGGUAGUAGACCCUUGUUUGGGGGAUGGUUCCUGGAAGUGAUGGCUUUGGUGUUUGUUAGAAACUGUUUCUUGGGUUGUCUACCUAAUGCUGUGCCACAUGAAAUAAAGAGCACCUGCCUGUUUCUACCAACCA
Messenger RNA from Pipra filicauda (Wire-tailed manakin), 6301 nucleotides. It is a transcript of the gene EPB41L3, whose product is annotated as erythrocyte membrane protein band 4.1 like 3. Gene Ontology annotation, cellular component: cytoskeleton; plasma membrane. Bases 119 to 3724 code for a protein of 1201 amino acids. Lineage: Eukaryota; Metazoa; Chordata; Aves; Passeriformes; Pipridae. The record is from RefSeq and is a predicted model, not a curated record. Gene Ontology annotation, biological process: cortical actin cytoskeleton organization. Gene Ontology annotation, molecular function: actin binding; structural molecule activity. The transcript is spliced from 26 exons.